AUGAAGGGCCUCUUUCUUUUCAGUGUCCUCUUCUGUCUGGUCCAAGUGAACUCAGGGGAUAUUCCACCUGGAAUCAGAGAUGUUAUCUGCCUUACGGAACAUGGAACCUGCAGACUUUUCUUCUGCCAUUUUGGUGAGAAAAAGGCGGAAAUAUGCUCCAACCCCUGGAAUAGGUGCUGCCUACCAGCUACUGAGGCAGAAGGAAAAAACAAACCAGAGACGUACAGCAAAAACUAA
Messenger RNA from Lontra canadensis (Northern American river otter), 237 nucleotides. It is a transcript of the gene SPAG11B, whose product is annotated as sperm associated antigen 11B. Lineage: Eukaryota; Metazoa; Chordata; Mammalia; Carnivora; Mustelidae. The transcript has 2 exons. Gene Ontology annotation, biological process: antimicrobial humoral immune response mediated by antimicrobial peptide. The record is from RefSeq and is a predicted model, not a curated record. Gene Ontology annotation, cellular component: extracellular region. The coding region runs from base 1 to 237 and encodes 78 amino acids.